Messenger RNA from Trematomus bernacchii (emerald rockcod), 2879 nucleotides. It is a transcript of the gene tkfc, whose product is annotated as triokinase/FMN cyclase. Gene Ontology annotation, cellular component: cytosol. Gene Ontology annotation, biological process: glycerol catabolic process. Lineage: Eukaryota; Metazoa; Chordata; Actinopteri; Perciformes; Nototheniidae. Bases 68 to 1861 code for a protein of 597 amino acids. The transcript is spliced from 17 exons. The record is from RefSeq and is a predicted model, not a curated record. Gene Ontology annotation, molecular function: glycerone kinase activity.
UUCUGCUCUUUGUAAUCCGGUAUCAUCUACCUGCUGUCGGGAGGAAGAGGAAGCAAGACAAGUUGAAAUGGAGCCCAGACAGAAGCUGAUCAACUCUGUGGAUGUCUGUGUGGACGAGGCUCUGUGUGGGCUGGUGAGGGCCAGCGGGGGCCUCUCUCUGAUGGGGGGGGGCCACAGGGUGCUGCUGCGCUCAGACCUGAACCUCCUGAGAGGGAAAGUGGCUCUGCUGUCGGGAGGGGGGUCCGGACACGAGCCUGCACACGGGGGUUUUCUGGGUGAAGGCAUGCUCUCAGCAGCUGUGGCAGGGGGAGUGUUUGCUUCUCCUCCUCCUGCCAGCAUCCUGGCGGCCAUUCUGUGUUUGCACAACGCAGGUGCCUCGGGCGUCCUCCUCAUCGUGAAGAACUACACCGGCGACCGCCUCAACUUCGGAUUGGCUGCUGAGCAGGCCCGUAACCAUGGCGUUGACGUCGACAUGGUGAUAGUUGCCGACGACUGCGCCUUCAACCAACCCAGUAAGGCGGGAAGGAGAGGACUGUGUGGAACCAUCUUCAUACACAAGCUGGCGGGUGCUUUAGCAGAAGAAGGCUGCUCAUUGGUCCAGAUUGUUUCCAAGGUGACGGAGGCUUUGAAGGGGAUCGGGACUCUGGGGGUGAGUCUGUCUCCCUGCAGUGUCCCCGGCUGUCUCCCCUCUUUUGACCUGCCGCCGGGAGACAUGGAGAUUGGGUGGGUGAGGAAAGGGGGAGAGAUGGAGGAGGAGAAAAGGUGGAAAUGGAUUCACGGUGAGCCUGGAAUCAAGAGAUCGAAGGUGGCGUCCGCCGACGAGGUGGUGAAGACCAUGAUAGAUCACAUGACCAACACUGACAGCCAAUCACAUCUGCCGCUCAAGUCAGGCGACAGUGUGGUGGUGUGUGUGAACAACCUCGGAGCGUUGUCCUGUCUGGAGAUGGCUGUUGUUACCAGAGCAACCAUCAUCUGUCUGGAGAGUCGCGGUCUGGUGGUUGCCAGGGUGAUGUCGGGGUCGUUUAUGACAUCACUGGAGAUGGCGGGAGUUUCGCUGAGCGUGAUGACGGUCGACCAGGAAACACUGAGACUGUUUGAUGCUAAGACCAGCGCCCCCGCCUGGCCGAACCUCAGCAGUGUGUGUGUGAGCGGACGCAGCUUCAUCACAGAAGCUCCAGAGAUGAGCCCCCGCCCACAGGACCACACACACUCCGAAGGGCCUCUGAGUCCUGUCAUGCGUAAAGCGCUGGUUAGAGUUUGUACCACACUGUUGGAGAAGCAGGAGGAACUGAAUGCGUUGGACCGUGCUUCCGGGGACGGAGAUUGUGGGAACACUCACGCUCAGGCUGCUAAAGCCAUUCAGGAGUGGCUCCAGGAUCAUGUGGUCCCUGGUUGUCCCGGGCAACUGCUGUCAGUCCUCGCCGGAUUGGUCCAGGAGAAAAUGGGCGGGUCUUCGGGAGCGUUGUACAGUCUGUUCCUGACUGCAGCGGCAGGUCAUGUGACCGAAGGGCAGAGCAACGGUGCAGCCUGGGCUACUGCAAUGCAUGCUGGGACACAGGCCAUGAAGAAGUACGGUGGUGCUGACGUUGGAGACAGAACGAUGUUGGAUGCUUUGUGUCCUGCUGUGGAUGAGCUGAUGAAGCUGAAAACAGCUCCACCCGGUGGACAGGUUGCUGUACUGCAGUCUGCUGUGAAGAAAGCGUCCUUGGGGGCGGAGUCGACCCUUCACCUCACAGCGAUGGCGGGUCGGGCGAGCUACAUCGCGGCGGAGCGAGUCUCGCUGCCCGACCCUGGGGCCGUCGCCGUGGCAACCAUCAUGAGAGCCGUGAUGGAGACCCUGGAAGAGGAGAAGAAGAAGUAAAACAGCAAACAGUAUCAGAGCAGAUGAUCACUAUCACCUGGGUAAUACUCGAGUGUGAGAAAAUACAGUGAUUUGGAGUUCUCUGAAGCACAUUUAAAGCAAAUCUACAUAGCUUUCAUACAGUGAAUGAACAGGAACUUGAGAAAAAGGUACUUUAUAAACAGAACAUCUCGCUUAAAGCAGCUAGCAGUGAUGUAAGAUUAGUACAAAAAACAGUGGUCCUUAACAUUUGCUUAACAAGCUUAGAAAUACUGCAAAUACAAUCAUGUCUAGCAAGUAUUAAAUCAAUUGUAGUAAUAAUGGAUCUGUAUUAAUCCUGGAUUAUUACUUUAUCACUUUCACCAGGCUAAUACUAGCAUUAUGUGAGAAAAUACUGUGAUUUUGAGGCCUCUCAAGCACAUUUAAAGCAUAGCUUAUUACACAGUGAAUGAAAGAUAUAUACAAAUAUUGUAUUGUAUUGUAUUUAAGAUUUAGUAAAGGGUAAAAACAAGAGGAAAAACCUUGGUAUGAUCCUUUAAAAUGUGAUUAACAAGCUCAGAAAUACUGUGUAUACAAUCAAAGUUUAGUAAGACUUAAAUAAUAAUUGUUAUAGUGCAUCUUAAUUAAUAUAUAGAUGACCUUUUUUAACAUAAAAGAUUUGUAUAAGUCAGUCCUUUAUCAUACCUUGUUACUACCAAUAAAAUGCAGAGGGAUAUGUUAACUGUACACCACAUAUUCCCAAUAAAAUAGCAGAUUAUUAAGUGAAGAAAUCCUCUCAAAAAAACUUUAAAAAAUAACACCAGUUCCUACAUUUCCCGAGAUGCAACUUGAUAAUAUGUAGUUUGUUGUCUAUCUUCAUGAUAAACGUGUGUAAAAUAGUAAAAAAAGUCAAAUAUUAUUACAUUUAUUAUCAUGUUUUGUAAUCUCUGUUUAGCAAAUGCUGUUCAUGGAAUUUAAAUGCACUUUCUUAAAACAACAGUGUUAAUUAUAAUGAAUAAAAUAACUAUUAAACUGUAAAUAAUAAAAAGUAAAUAAACAA